Messenger RNA from Cydia strobilella, 9074 nucleotides. RefSeq names its product DENN domain-containing protein 5B (gene pns). The coding region runs from base 224 to 4270 and encodes 1348 amino acids. Gene Ontology annotation, molecular function: guanyl-nucleotide exchange factor activity; small GTPase binding. The record is from RefSeq and is a predicted model, not a curated record. Lineage: Eukaryota; Metazoa; Arthropoda; Insecta; Lepidoptera; Tortricidae. The transcript is spliced from 23 exons.
AUGACGUAUAAAAAAAUCAUUUACGUUUCGAGUCUUCACGUAAAUAUAACUUUGUUGUAAAAAUGUUGUGUUUUGUUAUGUUAAAAUCUGUGUGGAAUGAAAAUGUGCAAAACCAAGAAUAAUAUUUUACCUUUGCCCACCAAGCAUUAAUAAAAUGCUGGAACAUAACAUCUUAUUAGUGACUAGAAGAGAAAGUGCCUCGUAUAGUAAAUAACGGGUCGAUAUGAAUAUGUCUGUCUCAGAUUUAUCAGUCGGAUGUCGUUUUGCGGAUUAUUUUGCUAUAUGUGGGCUAGAUUUUGAUUCUGGCUUGGAACCUGACAGGCUUUGUGGCGACAAUUUGCAUGUAUCUCCUUUGGACCGCUCAUAUAAAGGGAAAAUAUUAGCUCACUACCCUGACAAUGUUCAAAGCAAUCCAUUUGACGAACAUGCUGUUUGUAUGUUAUGCCUGCCUGCUGGUCUCCAGUUCAGGACACAGAAACAUUCACUCGAGCCAAAGUUCCAUAGUUUUGUUGUGACCAGAGAGAACGCUUCCCGCUACUAUGGGUUUAGUCUUAUCUUCUAUGAGGAAGUUAGGAACAGAAAUAUCUGCAGUGCCAUGCAUACUUUACAGGCAAUGUAUAUCACCGAGUUAUCUAGUGGACAGACCCCACCCGGCCACAGAAAAAACACUGGAAAAGAGAGCUCUCGAUCCUUGCCCAGGUCCUUCAAGCUGGCUCCACACUCGGGCGCCGCGCUCACCUACUACGAUGUAACCAAAGAUAAACUUUAUGUAGCCAAAAGUAUAGCUCUAAUAUGCCAAUACCCAUAUGUGAGGGUAGCGCAGUUGUUUUUAGAGAAUUUAUAUAGAUCAUUGCCUAGACAGCCCGGACCGGGCCUUAGUCCGGAGUCGUAUGUUUACAACCUUCUGUAUGAAGUGCCCGUGCCCUUGCCCGGACAGGCCCUGCGCCUGUAUCUGCCACCGGCUGAACCUCACUUAGAACCGGUGCCUGUUGUGAUACGAAUGCCAAAUUUACCCGAAGAGCUACCAUUGCUCGACUACCCGCUUCGGGUGAUGUUCUCUAGUUUAGGAGUAGAAUGUGUGGUUCAGCUGUUCACAUGCGUGCUGCUAGAGCACCAGGUGCUCAUUAGAUCCAGUGACUACAGUAAGCUGAUGCUGGUGGCGGAGUGCAUGGUGUCUCUGCUGCUGCCGUUCGCGUGGGCGCACGUGUACGUGCCCAUCCUGCCUGCGCCCCUCUACCACUUCCUCGACGCGCCGGUGCCGUUCGUCAUGGGUCUUCACGCGGACAGCGCGGCCGUCAGCGGCGCGCGAAACAUCGCGCUCGGCUCCGAGGCGGCCUUGUGUCUAGUCGACAUCGACAAACCCGACAUACAGCUGCCCGAGGAGCUGCCCGUCUUCCCGCACCGGACGGCCUUCAUAGAGGAGCUCGACCACAUCCUGGACAAACAUCAGAUCCAAAGACCUGAAACGGAACCCACGAAACUCGGCGCGCCAAUAAACGGGACUUCAUACAAACACAUGAGUGACAUGAGCAACAGCUGCACUCUACCAUCGGGCGGUCUUCGUCGCAAGCAUUCAUUUAACGACGUGCUAGAGUGGGACGAGAGUAGGCCGCUGAACGCGUCUCCGCCCGGCUCCCCGACGCGACGCGCGCCGCGCCGCCUCGACGCGCUGCAGCGGAUUGUCGACAUCGUGAAGCGGACGGGCGUAAACAUAGAGCAAGUGGACGCCGACAGCGUGAUGCCGGUGGCGAAGCGGGGGCCGCUCAACGACGAGGAGCAGUACAACGAGGACGCGCGCCUCAACAGCGCCGUCCGCGAGUGCUUCCUCAACAGAUUCGUGAACAUGUUCCUCGCGUACGAGAACUUCAUCAUCCAGCCCGACCAGGAUCGCGACGCAUGGUUGUCGACGCGAGAGUCGAUGGUGAACUUCGACAAGGCGUCGUUCCUGUCCGACCAGCCGCAGCGGCACCGCGCCUUCCUGUCGCGCUUCCUCGAGACGCAGAUGUUCGCCUCCUUCGUCGACAACAAGAUCAUGGCCGGCUGGGGCGAGUACGACGCCAACCUGCAGGCGUUCGACCAUCGCGUCGCCAUCACGAGACGUCGGGUGGGCGAGUCGGGGCCGGCGCGCGGCUACAGCGUGUGGGCGGGGGGUGCGGGGUGUGCGGCGGGUGCGGGGUGUGCCGCGGGUGCGGCGGGUGCGGGGGGGGCGGAGCUGGAGGUGGGCGCGGCCUCGGAGCGCCUGCCGCACCGCGCCGCCUACUACCGCGCCUUCCCCGCGCGCCUCGACCCCGUCGCGCUCGCGCCGCCGCCGCACGGCGAGCGCAGAACCAAUAGUUUGAAGCGCAUAAAGAACGCAAAGUGGCAAGUGAAGGAUUGCGCGCCAGAAAUGUUGCUCGGGGACAUCGGUAGGAGGCUCUCCACCGAGGUCACGAGCGCCGCUAUAUCUCAAAACCACAAAGCUUUCGUCGAUAAACUUUUAAAGGAAUGCAAAAGCAAGACAAAGCGUAUGUUAGUAGAGAAAAUGGGCACGGAAGAGACCGACCUCGGUCUCGGCAGUGAAGUAUCCAUCACGGGAGUGGAAGAGAGCACAAUGAUCUCGUCGCUCUGCGAUCUGCUGGAGCGGCUGUGGUCGCACGGCGUCCAGCACAAGAUGGGGAAGUCUGCGCUUUGGAUGCACCUCACCAACUAUCAGGAGUUGGAGCAGUGCAGCAACUCCACGAAACCCAUAGACCCUAACUGUCUCACGCCUGAUUUAUCGUCAGUGGGGGCGGAGGUGGAGGCUUGCGGCGGGUCGGGCUCGCCCGUCGGCGGCUCGCGGGACGGCUCGCGGGACCGGCUCGGCGGUUCGCGGGACGGCUCGCGGGACCGGCUCGGCGGCUCGCGGGACCGGGUCGGUGGCUCGCGGGACGGCUCGCGGGACCGGCUCGGCGACCAGGGCACGCUCGAGCGCAGCUGCUCCCAGCCGCCCAACCCGCUGCGCCCGCUGCCCGAGACCCUCACUUUCGAUAUGAGAAAUAUCCAAGCUAUGACCGACAUAAAAACCGAGAUAGGUUACGCCCGCGCAUGGGUCCGCCUCUCGCUAGAGAAAAAACUGCUCUCCAAGCACCUGCGAGAGCUCCUCGCCGACACCACGCUGCUGAGGUCGCAAUACAAGAAGACGGCCUUCUUGAGAUGCGAGGAAGAGAGGGAACAGUUCCUGUAUCAUCUGUUGACCUUGAACGCUGUCGAUUACUUCUGUUUCACUAAUACCUAUCCUACCACUAAACUGCCGUACCGGGUGCUGAUAGUGCCGUCCCGCAAGGCCAGCCAGACGACGGCCAACUGUUGGAUCGCAAUAUCGGGCGUCCACGGAGACUCCACCCCCAAGAUACCGAUACCGCGCAACACGAACGAAUUCGUCUUUCAUCAUAAAAACUUGGGCGUGUUAUCGACGCUACGCAUCGGCCACGACAACUCCGGACUCUCGCCGCGGUGGCUUCUCGAACAAGUUUACGUCAGAAACGAAGUCACGGGACAUACCUACACGUUCCCGUGCCACCGCUGGCUGGGCUCGGGCGUGGACGACGGCUCCACGGAGCGGCUGCUGGUGGCGGCGCGCAUGCGCGUGGGCCGCACGCCCGCCCCGCGCACGCCCGCCCCGCACCCGCCCCCGCCCCCCACCCACCUCUCCACCUCCACCAUCCAGCACAUGAUCGGUGACUGCGUGAACGCGAUAGUGAAAUGGCACUAUCAGUCGAAAAGAGACAAGGACGCGAACUCACUCAGUGUUUUGCUGUGCGGGGAAAAUGGGCUCGUCAAGUGCUUGGAGCAAGCCUUCCUCUGCGGGUUCAAGUCCAGCCGCCUCUUCGGCAAGAACUUCUUCAUUUGGGAUUAUUUUGCGAAAGUGAAGGACGAGUUCAAGAUGAGCCUCUGCGACGAGCCGAGCCCCCAGGCGCAGGCUCGCGCGUGCGGAGUCGCGUACAACUGCCGCCAGGACCAGGAGCACCGCGCCAUCUGGCGCUGCUACUGCCAUCUCAUGGACGAGAUCAGCUCCGUCGGCCGCACGCUGGGCAAGGACGGCAAGUUCCAGCUCUUCAUCUGUCUGAGCCUGAGGGAGCACUGGCUGCACAGGAUGCUGCUGCCCAUGUCGCUGACGCGCGCGACCGCGGACAUGUACGAGGAGCAGAGCUUCCUGCGCAAGCGCGGCCUGCUCACCUUCCUGCGCCAGAUACUCGAGCCACUCGACGAGUUCGACAUCGUGCUGGAGAAUUCUCUCACGCAAGGUAUUUGAGCAGUGAAACUCAUGGUUACGCUCUUGGUAAUUUAAGCAGUGAAACUCCUGGUUACGCUCUUGGUUAUUUAAGCAGUGAGACUCCUGGUUAUGCUCUUGGAUACUUAAGCAGUGAAACUCUUGCUUAUGCUCUUGGUUAUUUAAGCAGUGAAACUCCUGGUUAUGCUCUUGGUUAUUUAAGCAGUGAAACUCCUGGUUAUGCUCUUGGUUACUAAAGCAGUGAAACUCUUGCUUAUGCUCAUGGUUAUUUAAGCAGUGACUCCUGGGUAUGCUCUUGGUUAUUUAAGCAGUGAAACUCCUGGUUAUGCUCUUGGUUAUUUAAGCAGUGAAACUCCUGGUUAUGCUCUUGGUUAUUUAAGCAGUGAAACUCCUGGUUAUGCUCUUGGUUAUUUAAGCAGUGAAACUCCUGGUUAUGCUCUUGGUUAUUUAAGCAGUGAAACUCUUGGUUACGCUCUUGGUUAUUUAAGCAGUGAAACUCCUGGUUAUGCUCUUGGUUAUUUACAGUGGUACUUAUUUUGUAGUUGGGUAUAUGUAUUUGUUUGUAGCCGCCGUGCAGGUCUCGGCGACUCAAAUAAAAAGACUUCGAUCUGAAGUAAACUGAUAUAAUCUUCAAUAGGUACUGGUUACAGAGGUACAAUUAAACUAGGUUCUAGACUAGUAGUUGAAUAGGUACUGGGUACAGAGGAAAAAUUAAAAUCAAAGAGGAAGCAGAAACGAUCGAUCGUAAAUACUUUAGAAAUCGUGGACUGACAUUGGUUUCCAGGGGCGUAGCUAGAGGAUAUGGCGCCCGGGGCAGUGACCAAAUUUGCGCCCCCUGACGACUGACAAAAGUUUCCCUGCUGCUGCCUUUUGCCCAUUUUGACGCCCCCCCCUGCCCCUCCCCCCCUAGAUACGCCACUGUUGGUUUCUCAUCAAUGGCGGCAAGGUAUAAAUUCAUCAUGAAUUUUUUUGCUGAUAGAAUCAUUCAAUUAUUGAUACGCAUCAAAUACAAUAUAUAAUACUUUCAGUGCCAAGCGCCCCGUAUUAAAUACAAAAAGAGCACAGUGAAUAUGUUAAAAUACGCACAUUUUUAUAAACUAUUGUAAGUAUAGUGUCAAGUGUCAUAUUAUAUGCGACCAUCCAGACAUUUGACGCCGGUACAUAACACAAAUUUUUCUGUAAGUAUUUUUUACUGUGUAGCUAUUAAGUUAUUAUUUAAUAUGCCACUCAAAAUACUCGGGACAGGACACUACGAAAUUUAUGUUAGUUUUAGGUAUGAUUUUAACAUAAUAUUAAGUUUAAAUGUGAUUUAUAUCUUUAUUAUGUCUUGCCAGUUGAACCCAAAGAUUAUUUUUAUGGUGCUUAUGAUAGUUAAGUUAAUUUUGUUUUUUUUAUACUCCACAAUUUAUAAAUUACUAUUAUGAUUAUGAUAUAUACCUACCAUAGCCACAAUUAGAGUACUUUUUAUUAUAGUUGUAUCAUAUUCUGACGUUACAUGUAUUAUGUAAUGCAUGCUUUUUGUUAUAAACGUGCCACUAUGCCAUGUAGUCACGAUCUAAUGUUACAAUUGUGUUUGGACGCGUUAUACACAAACUGGUGUCCAGAAUUAGCCUCAUGCAUGAAGUUUAUAUUUGAACGAAAUAUGUUUUAUUCGGAUGUUUGUUACCGUUAUAUCAUGUUACAAAUGCAUUUCCGUUUUUAAAUUACCAUUUAAUUACUUAAAAUUAUAAAUAAAAAGCACAAAAGUUUGCCCGCGAAAAGCUAGUGAGCGAAACGCUCGAAACGCCACGUGACGUCACGCGUUCGACAGAUUAGUGUCAUUAGUAGCAAACGUCAGUUGGGCCGCCCAACUUGUGACGUCAUCACGCUCUGUCGAAUUCGCGCCAAAAAUUAUGAGCGUUUCAACCGCUCAAAAUUUUUCAACAUUUUAAAUAUUUUUUAAUAAAAUAAUGUUAAGGUUUACAAAAGUAUUUUUAUCAUUUCCGGUGUUCCAACGAUAUAAAUUAUGAAUCCAAAAAUAAAAAUAAAUUCAUGCAUGGAGCUAAUUGGAGUGAACUGACGUUUCCUGGCGUGUAAUAAGAUUACCGCGUCGCACCAUCAACUUUUUAUAGCGUAAUAUUAAAUUACGAUACAAGUGCGCACAGUAGGAAAUUCGCUACGAGUGGCGAUCCAUUAAAACACGACCGAAGGGAGUUAAAGUCAAAUAGAAACGAGUUGCGAAUCAGCCAGCUAGGAUUAUGAGCCUAAAGGCGGUUCCACAUUACGAGCAAGUGUGUUGAAAGGUUACUUUUAUUUACUUGGCAUGCGUUCUCAUUCAUAUUUUUGUUAAAAAAUAUGAUUGAAUCAUAUUUUAUGUUAAAAUGCAGUCAGAUUACUGUGCCUAUAUAAUUCUGGACAUGAGUGAAGUUUAGAUUAAGAUAUAUUGCAAAGGCGAACGAAGCCUACGCAUCUCGCACGAAGAAUCGACAUGUGGACUGAAUUGUAUAUCAUUAUAAUACUUAUUCAAUGAGGUAUUUGUUCCUUACAGUACAGGCGCCAUUAGAUAUAUCGGAGCGUCCAAGGCGCUCAUAACUAUCUGAAUACGCCUCUAUUGUCAAGGCGUUAGGCUGUUCAGAUAUUUUUGAGUACCUUGGCCGCUCCGAUAUAUCUGAUAGCGACUGUACUAGUGUACUGUAAUCUAAAGUUGUACAUUCGCAUGCAUUUAAAUCUUAAAUUGGCAACUGGAAUCGGGAGGCCCAUGAUUACCUUUGACCAUCUUUUUGCAUUUUUAACAGUGAGGUUAGCACAGGAGCGCCGUAGACUACCCGUCUUUUUCUAACUGUAUUAAUUAGAGGGAAGGCGAGAUACUGUCGCGGCACUUCCGUGUUAAGCCUACUGUAUCCCUAACAUUAUUGAGCUCCAAGGGGGCUUGAACACACAGCCAUCAGAGUUUUUGGCCAAUUGAAGGGUAAAAGAAAUGUGUGUCUCAAAAAUGUUUAGAUCUGGUUUACGAAUCUUGUAGCGAGGGUUUAUUUCCUUUUUUUUAUGUAUGACAAUUUCUAUCUAGUUACUAUAUUGUAAUAGUCGAAGUGGAUAAUUAAGGGGCCCACUGAUUAUCAGUCCGCCGGACGAUAUCAGCAUGUCAGUAAGAACGAAAAUUUUACAGUUCCCAACAACUGACAGGCCGAUAUCGUUCGGCGGACUGGUAAUGGGUGGGCCCCUUUAAUUACAAAUCUGGUGUUAACUACAAUGCGCUUCUUUCCUCGCUCUGGUUCUUUCCUUGUCCAAAAGAUAUCUCUGGCCAUUCAGCGAGGUAAUGCCGCCAGUAUUUUUGGCACAUUUGGUUCGAGGGAUAAUCAGAGUGGGGGUAAUAUUGUAUUUGUUGUCAUUUAGUUUUACUUUUUCGUAGGUUUAUUUUAAGACACUUAUUGUACCCUUUUUCUGCAAAUAAAAUUAAUACAAUGCUUAAAAGUACUUAGAUUUAAAUUAGAUGAUUGAUUAAUGAUUGAGGUCAAUAUGGUUAAGACCGAAUUUAUUGUUGGGUAGACGCGCAUAGGGUAAGGACUCUCGUUCUUGUAUCCGUAAGUACGUCGUUCAGACAAAGUCACAAAGGAAGAGAUUCGCUUUUGCUUCACCAUCUGUAAGUGAAGUAUCAGGGCAAUUCAAGUUUUAGUUUGAUACUCGAUAUGUUUCCGAUAUGAUACUGAUCUGUUUUUGGUCGGAGGAAUGUCACUUUUAACACUGACAAUUCAGUAUCAUUUCGGAAACAUAUCGAACUAAAACUCGGGCUUCCAGUUUCGAGCGCCAUCUUGAUAAAUAGCCUCGUGAUUAAUUCCUUUGUAUUUUGCUCAUUAAUAUUGUUUAAAGUGUAAUAUCGAUAGUUUAUUAUACAGUAAACUAAUGUGGUAGUGUGCAGUGAAUGGAGAAUUAAUCUUGAAGCGCGUUUAACCACCAAAGUCAAAGUCAAUACAAUUUUGGAGUCAACAGCCGGUAGCCCACGUGCUUCUUUUACUAACCGUACAAUUUUAAUCAUAAGUAUUUAAACUUUAAAAGCUCCUAAGACUUUGAUACUGGCUAAAUAGUCCCACUGGACUGAAACUAUAAUUUUAAAAGAAUCAGCGAUUGACCUGAUGUGUAUAGACGCGAGUGAAAAGCGACGAAACAGUUUUUAGACGGUCUUCCCUCAUGCACGGUCUUCUCCACAUUGACCUUACUGCAAAAUGAACAUUAUAGUUUCUUCAUAUAUAAUGGAAGGCACUAAAAUAGAUAACUUUGAAAAUUUAAAAAGAUUACAUUGUAAGGUAACAUUUAACCCUCCAUAGCGUCUAGUGUCUUUAGUUAGUACUUGAAUUUUUUUAGUGCUAAUUCUCUUGAAGUUGUAGGUUAUUGUGUUAGUUAUUUUUAAAAGCAGGGUUUUCUUAUAAAUUUGUUUAUAAGCAAUCUCUUAUGAUAUUAAUUAUAUAAGUAGCAAACCAAAGCAAAAGGGUGACAUUAUACUAUUGCUGAUUUAAGUAGAAUAGACAGCUACAUGGCUAGAAAAAAGAAACUUAAUCGACUUGUGUGGAUUAGUUAGAGUAGAUUGUAUAUAUAUUGCUUUCAAAAUAGAAAAAAAAACUGGCCAAGUGCGAGUCGGACUCGCGCACGAAGGGUUCCGUGCCAUUACGGAAAAAAAAACAGCAAAAAAAUCACGUUUGUUGUAUGGGAGCCCCAUUUAAAUAUUUAUAUUAUUCUGUUUUUAGUAUUUGUUGUUAUAGCGGCAACAGAAAUACAUCAUCUGUGAAAAUUGUAACUGUCUAGCUAUCACGGUUCAUGAGAUACAGCUUGGUGACAGACAGACAGACGGACA